CCAGAAACCCCCCUCGACGAAUUCUUCUCCUCAUUCCAGUCCUUCCGAUACAAACCCGGCAGAUCUCCAAUCGAAUCCUGGAAGCAGGUGGCGUCCUCCCGAGGCUGGCAGCCCAGGCCUAAAAAGGACGCCCCCGGUCGUGAUGCCUGGGAUCGGUACCAAAAGGCCCUCGCCAAGGAACUCGAACUGUAUUUCGGCCACGAAAAGGAUCCCAGGGCUUGGAGAACGCUUUGUCGGGCUGUGGGACGACGUGAUGCGCCUGAAGAGAUUAAGAAAUGUGAAGCUAUUCUUCGAAACACACAUGUCAACAUAGUUGACUUGAUUCACUGGGGAAGAAAUGGGGGCGAAGAAGCUGAGGAUAACAAACCUCCAAAAGUGUUCAAGUCUGUCCAAGAACUCAAGGAUUACACUUACAAGUCUCACAAGAUUUUUGAACAAGAGCAACUGAGGGGGUACAAUGGAGGAAAUGUUGUUCUGAGGCAUCUGUUGAGGCGACUGUUUUCCCGAUAG
Messenger RNA from Trichoderma citrinoviride, 510 nucleotides. RefSeq lists its product as hypothetical. NCBI's taxonomy places the organism in Eukaryota, Fungi, Ascomycota, Sordariomycetes, Hypocreales, Hypocreaceae. The annotation marks the transcript as partial. The record is from RefSeq and is a predicted model, not a curated record. The transcript is spliced from 2 exons.